This is a messenger RNA of Linum trigynum, 1954 nucleotides long. The record is from the annotation of a GenBank genome assembly. NCBI's taxonomy places the organism in Eukaryota, Viridiplantae, Streptophyta, Magnoliopsida, Malpighiales, Linaceae.
CUUAACGUAAUAAAUGGAAAAUCCACAAAAUUCGGGAGAGGUGACAGAAAAAGAGAGGUUGCCAAGAUCAUCAACCAUUUCAACAAUUAGAAAUUUUUAUGAUUUUGCAAUCCUUCACCCUUCUUCCUUAAUUUCUAUGAUUUUGCAAUCUUUAUGAGUUGAAUUUUCUAUGAAUUCGAAAUCUUUAUGAGUUGAAAUUUUUUUAUUGAUAUUAUUCUCUUUUUUACAUAUAAUAACAAAAGAAUUAGAGCUUGAUAAUUCUUAUCUCUUGUCAUUCUCCUCUAAACUCUCCAUUGUUCACCAACCCAUGAUCUUUUUUUAAUCCAACAAAAAGAAACCCCUUUAUUUGAUGUUGAGGGAAUGAGCAAAUGUACAUUACAAGGGUAAAAUAUUGAUUGAAAUCUCAUAAUAGAAAUUUCCAUCUAAAAGGGCACAGAAGUUAAUUAAUCAUGGGUUCUACAACUCCCAACCCAGCUAGGGUUAUGAGAUUCACCAAGGAGUUGUCAAAGGCAACUAUAAUAAUAGAGAGGCUUCGUGAGUUGGCUUGGAAUGGUGCACCAACUUAUAUGCGGCCUGAUGUGUGGAGGCUCCUCUUGGGAUAUGCACCAUCUAAUUCGGAUAGGAGGGAGGGAGUUUUGAAAAGGAAGCGACUCGAGUACCUUGAAUGUGUAGCCCAGUUUUAUGACAUCUCCGAUCUCGAACGUUCAGAAGAUGAAGCCAACAUGCUUCGUCAGAUAUCUGUCGAUUGCCCAAGAACCGUACCAGAUGUCACAUUCUUCCAACAACCGGAAGUUCAAAAAUCCUUGGAGCGUCUUCUCUAUAUAUGGGCAAUAAAACACCCGGCAAGUGGUUAUGUGCAAGGGAUAAAUGAUCUUGUGACGCCAUUUUUGGUCGUUUUCUUGUCUGAGCACUUGGAAGGCGACAUAGAUAGCUGGUCUAUCUUUGAUCUUCCUCCAAACAAAAUUUUGGAUAUAGAAGCAGAUUGUUAUUGGUGCUUGUCCAAGUUGCUCGAUGGAAUGCAAGACCAUUACACGUUUGCUCAGCCAGGAAUCCAAAGGCUUGUUUAUAAACUCAAGGAAUUGGUUAGACGAAUUGAUGAGUCCGUCUCAAAACACAUGGAAGAACAAGGACUCGAGUUUAUUCAAUUUGCUUUCCGCUGGUUCAAUUGUCUCUUGAUACGCGAGAUCCCAUUUCAUCUGGUCACACGAUUGUGGGAUACUUAUCUUGCAGAAGGAGAUACACUGCCUGAUUUCCUUGUUUACAUAUUUGCUAGCUUUCUUUUAACCUGGUCUGAAACUCUUAAAAAACUAGAUUUUCAAGAGAUGGUAAUGUUUCUACAACACCUUCCAACCCACAAUUGGACGCACCAAGAGCUAGAGGUGGUACUUUCCCAGGCAUAUAUGUGGCAUAGCAUGUUCAUCAACUCUCCAAGCCACUUGAUGACUAACUAAUUAUUAAUCAUAUGCAAUCUCCCAAAUGUAUGUAUAAAUAUUUCUAUCAAUAUUAUGGAUAAUCAGUUUUGUAAUUUCUGUAUAUAAGUAUCUAAUUUAGAACCGACAUAAAAUGUUUUCGAUGUAACAUGUACAAUUUUUUCUUUUUAUUGAAAUGUAACAUGUACAAUUGAGUGAAGGUUAACACUACCUGUAUCAUCCUAGGUUAGGGAUGACAAUUUCGACCUGACCCGUUUUACCCGAGCUGUUUGACCUGAUUUGGGGCGGGUAUGGGUACCUCUCAUCGACCUGACCUGCCCCGACCCGCCUCAUUCUUGACCUGUUCUUGUCUAAAUGACAUGUAAUCUUAGUAAAAUUAUUUAGAACUUUCCUCUUAUUAUCUCAUAUUUUAGCUAUAAUAAACUUGUAAAUAAGUGAAAACCUUAAUUUCUCCAAUAAUAUAACUACAUUUCAUCAUAUUAUGGUUUCUUUCUUGGCCUUUUUAAUGAAAAUAACGAAUAUUU